AUGCGCGAUAGACGUUCUUACAGGAGUUCCAGCCUCUUCGGGAACGCGCCUAAGUCUAUCGCCGUGGCCGGAACCGCCUCGCGGAGCUACACCGACGGCUCUCGGGCUACGCCAACGACGACUUCAUCCGCACCUUCGCUGAGCAGCUCGGCCAGGCCAACACUAACUUCCUUGAGGCGCUCUAAACGAAUCGUCAUAACUUCGACCCGCUCACUCUCCUCCGCCGUGCGGAUGCGUUCCGCCUACAGCGAUGGGCUCGAGUCGGGCCAUACGCUCGUCGAGGUGACGGCGCUAAACCCCUUCGACCCACAGUACACUCAGGCGAUGAAUCAGGCUGCUGCCGCUCGAGGCUACGUUCGAGGCUAG
This is a messenger RNA of Cladophialophora bantiana CBS 173.52, 366 nucleotides long. RefSeq lists its product as uncharacterized. Bases 1 to 366 code for a protein of 121 amino acids. The transcript has 2 exons. NCBI's taxonomy places the organism in Eukaryota, Fungi, Ascomycota, Eurotiomycetes, Chaetothyriales, Herpotrichiellaceae. The record is from RefSeq and is a predicted model, not a curated record.